Oreochromis niloticus (Nile tilapia) is the source of this 1738-nucleotide messenger RNA. It is a transcript of the gene samd13, whose product is annotated as sterile alpha motif domain containing 13. Gene Ontology annotation, molecular function: chromatin binding; histone binding. The coding region runs from base 320 to 652 and encodes 110 amino acids. The record is from RefSeq and is a predicted model, not a curated record. Gene Ontology annotation, biological process: negative regulation of DNA-templated transcription. Gene Ontology annotation, cellular component: nucleus. Lineage: Eukaryota; Metazoa; Chordata; Actinopteri; Cichliformes; Cichlidae. The transcript has 5 exons.
CGCCAAACUACAUUACCCAUGAUUCUUCGGUGUCCUGUGGGUGAUGGAAGCGAAAGCGAUGAAGAGGGGGCUAGUUGGCUUUACUUGAUUAAAUCUUGAUUUUAUCAAACGACCGCUGUCGUUUAAUAAUUUCUAAAAUAUCGCAGUUAUUGGAAAACUUUUUAAGAUUUAAACUACGUGUAAACGUCGGCCGGGCCAUUUCUGUCAAAGCGCGAAUCUCCUAAAACAAGAAACAUCCAGUAAAUGGCAGACUGCGAAAGAUAAACAAUGAGGGUUUUUCAACCACCAGCACACUAAGUUCCCCGAGAGAAGACGUCUGAUGAAAAAUUACUGUAACGUUAAAGAUCCUACAGCCGACAUGGAAGACAAGGCAAAUGGAUCAGUUGACACCAAAAGCCCAGUGGAGAAUGGUCAGCUGCCGGACCCUUCCAACUGGGCGGUUGCUGAUGUUGUCAAUUAUUUUAAAGCAACAGGGUUUGAGGAGCAAGCCAUGGCUUUCCAGGAUCAGGAAAUUGAUGGUAAGUCCCUGCUCUUGAUGACGCGUAACGAUGUCCUGACGGGGCUGUCGAUAAAGCUCGGCCCCGCACUGAAAAUCUACGAGUAUCACGUGAAGCCGCUGCAGACUCAGCACCUGAAAAGCAACGCCUCGUAGCGCCACACGCCGUCCCAGCACCCACUUCUGUGACAAUCAUUGUGUCAGGAGACCCCAGGUUAGCUGUCGUUUCACAGAGACUUUUCAGCCCACAGUGGCUCCUUAACAGGAUUUGAAUGCUGUAUUUUUUUCUUUUUGUUUGUUUGUGUUCUUUUUAUAUGAGCGUGGACCCCAAAAAUGGGUUGCACACAGUGUCCACUCAGCCGUUUACCCUUUCAGCCAUUCUUAUAUCUGCUGCUUGAGAUAUGUAUUUUUUGUGUUUUUAUUUAAAAGAAGAAAAUUUGGUGAAAAUACUCUGCAGGUAUGGUUUUUGUGUGUGUGUGUGUGUGUGUGUGUGUGUGUGUACGUGUGUGAGUGCAAAGUGAAUAAACCCAUGAAGGUUUAAAAGAAAAAAAAGUAUUUGUAUAUAAGAUUAUAUAGUUGAAAACUGUGUAUGUUCUGUCGUAUCUAAAGACUUUGAUACAUGCAGAUAAUGAUUCUGGUGCGAUGCCCUUUUUUCCCCCUGAAAGUUUCUAUGUUUUAAAAUGUGCAUCUGAGUCAGUGAGUCGACUUUAGCAUGUGACUGUGAACCAUUUUGUUUUCCCAGACACAAGGACCCGAGCAAAAGCCACCUUGUUCCUGAACACCUACAUUUUUCAGGCUUGAGACUCUUGAUAUGGAAAUAUUUAUGUGUACAUACUAUCAUUAUUAUUAUUAUUAUUAUCAUUAUUAUUAUUAAUAUUAUCUAUCAACCUGUGGUGCUUUCAGCAUUGUCACACAGACAACUGUUCAAAAGUGUGUAUGACCAAUGUACAUGUGCAGCAUAACACUGGAGUUUGAAUAUCCGAAUCAGAGAUUUGCAAUAAAUGGUGCUCUUUUCUCACCAAAGAUCAAUGUUAGCUUAUGAAUUUAUCAACAGCCGUUGUCUUUUGUUUCAUUUUAUUUGGGUUCACAUCACAUCAUCACGAGCUUUAGUCAGGCUACAAAUAUUAACUUGCUGUUGUUGGAAUAUUCAUCUGAAAGGUUCAUUCAGAUGGACCUUUCUGUUAAACGGCCCACUCAGAUUGUUGUUUAAAUCCCAGCAGCACCUUCUUUCUAUGGGCGCCA